This is a messenger RNA of Sclerotinia sclerotiorum 1980 UF-70, 765 nucleotides long. RefSeq lists its product as hypothetical. The transcript has a single exon. Bases 1 to 765 code for a protein of 254 amino acids. The record is from RefSeq and is a predicted model, not a curated record. Lineage: Eukaryota; Fungi; Ascomycota; Leotiomycetes; Helotiales; Sclerotiniaceae.
AUGGCGUAUCAUUCCCAAGCUGGGCCAUCAAACCCUAACCUUCGAAAUCCUCAACAACAAUACCAGCAAGGGUCAAAUUACGGCAAUCCUUCCGGCGGAAUCGCAAACGAAGGCCAGGAACAAGAAGCCGGUUUUGACACGCUUAAUUGGUAUCGACAUUACUUAAAGUGCCAUCAGUACUUUCUAGACGAAGCUCAACAUGACUUUUACGUUCAAGCCGUGGCAGCCUUUAUAAACAUACAACUUCCGUACCAAAGGCAGCCAUACCCAGUCAAUCGAGCUUCGGCUGCGUGGUCCGUGGCGAAUCUCACGGAUCGUGCAGAGGAAGAACGCCACCCUGUUCCAGGUUAUCCGCAACCCAUUUCUCUAAUUCCAUAUAUAAAACGAUUGAUAGUCACCGGUCAUGAUGAUGGUCCAAUUUUGGGAAUGUGGUUCGGGGCAGACUGGCGUCAAGGCAUAGGAACAAUACAUGAAAUGGAGCGACGCAAUUAUCUUUUCGCAUCGAAAAGUAAGGAAUGGCUCGACGUAAAAAAAUACUAUGAUGAUUCCGCAGCUGCAGAACAGUCAACGCCUUACAUGAUCCCUCUUCCGCAAAUUGAGGAGCUAGAACUCUCCCAUGCAGAUGAGGCCUGGAGCAGUUGGAUGGCCAUGCAGGAUUGGGUGAUCGGUCCCAGAACCCCGCAAGGUCUAUUACAGCCUCCACGUUCAAGCACGCCGCACUACAACUCGCCACGGAUAAAGAGGGAGAGGGAUUUAGAUGAUUGA